Molecule: messenger RNA, 1773 nt
Organism: Vigna unguiculata (cowpea)
Lineage: Eukaryota; Viridiplantae; Streptophyta; Magnoliopsida; Fabales; Fabaceae
Product: serine/threonine-protein kinase RIPK-like
Biological process (GO): protein phosphorylation
Molecular function (GO): ATP binding; protein kinase activity
Source: RefSeq, a predicted model, not a curated record
UCAACUCUCACUUAUUUUUUCCCUAGCAACAUCAAUCAUUCCAAACUUUUAUGUUGUCUUUCUCAUAUUAUUAGAAUCAGAAGUAGCUUGUGAAAGAAAGUUACACAACAGGGUUGUUGCAGUUUCACACAUAGACCAAAUGAGUACUAAAAGGAACACAUGGAAGUCUGUGAUCUUGAUCUUAGGUUGCUACAAGGUUAAGUGCCCCCUGGAGGAAUCAGAAAAACAGGUUUUGAAACAAGGGUCUUUCCAGAGGCUGUGUCUAUCUGAUGUGAGCAAUUCAAGCUCCACUCAGGCCAUUGAGGAUCUUUCAAUUUCCUUUGCUGGCUCCAAACUCUAUGCAUUCACACUUGAGGAGCUAAGAGAAGCAACAAACAGUUUCUCAUGGAGUAACAUGCUAGGAGAAGGAGGGUUUGGACCUGUGUACAAGGGUUUUGUGGAUGACAAACUUAGGCCAGGUUUGAAGGCUCAGACUGUUGCAGUGAAAAGGUUGGAUUUGGAUGGCUUGCAGGGUCACAGGGAGUGGCUGGCAGAGAUUAUAUUUCUUGGACAGCUGAGGCAUCCACAUCUUGUCAAGUUAAUUGGUUACUGUUAUGAGGAUGAACACAGGCUGUUGAUGUAUGAAUACAUGCCAAGAGGAAGCUUGGAGAAUCAACUCUUCAGAAAAUACUCUGCUGCUAUGCCAUGGUCAACCAGAAUGAAAAUUGCUUUAGGAGCUGCCAAAGGUCUAGUCUUCCUUCAUGAAUCAGAUAAGCCUGAUUUCACAGCUAAACUCUCAGACUUUGGUCUAGCCAAGGAUGGCCCUGAAGGGGAAGACACAUAUGUAACAACACGCAUAAUGGGAACACAAGGAUAUGCUGCUCCUGAAUACAUAAUGACAGGUCACCUUACAACUAAGAGUGAUGUGUAUAGCUAUGGAGUGGUGCUGUUGGAAUUGCUUACAGGAAGACGAGUAGUGGAUAAGUCUCGGUCAAAUGGUGGGAAGAGCUUAGUGGAAUGGGCAAGGCCUUUGCUGAGAGAUCAGAAAAAACUUUAUAGCAUCAUCGAUUGUAGACUAGAAGGUCAAUUUCCCAUGAAAGGAGCCAUGAAAGUUGCUAUGUUGGCUUUCAAAUGCUUGAGUCCUCACCCAAAUGCAAGACCAACUAUGAGUGAUGUGGUGAAGGUGUUGGAGCCACUUCAGGACUUUGAUGAUGUUUUCAUUGGACCCUUUGUGUAUGUUGCCGUUAGUGAAAAUGGUAACAAGCAUAAAAUAUAGCAGCUGUUAGCACUCCUCAGAAAAAGUAGAUAAAAUAUAUAUAUCAGAUAGCAAAAGGUAAAAAGAAACAAAAAAAAAUGGUGUUUUAUUUUAUUUUACAAGACGGCAUGGCUUGGUCGUCACAAUGAAGAAGUUCUAUCAGAUGUGACUGUGGACAGAAACAGAGAGCUGCAGAAAAAUGAUGGUUAGGGUGGAAUAAGGAUAAUCACAUUGAACAUAAGCUGUUAGAAGUGAUGAUGGAGUUUUCUAUGGUUUGAUUUGAUGAUAUACACAACAAUAUACAAGUAUAAGCACUUGCCACUAGUUCAGGAUACACACUAAAAUCUAUUCACAAAGAAUGUAUGUGACAGAAAUAUGGUUGGGAUUGUGUUUGGACAUGGUUUUGGAUUUCAAGGUGUAGUUUAGAGAAAGUGAAAAAAAGAAUCCAUUUAAUCAGUAAACUGUAAUCUACUCAUUAGUAGGAUUAAUGGAACUAAUAUAUGCCAUUGCUAUGAUGGUUGAAAGAGUUUGGUCAUUUA